Messenger RNA from Sander lucioperca (pikeperch), 849 nucleotides. Its product is annotated as NAD(P)H dehydrogenase [quinone] 1-like. Gene Ontology annotation, cellular component: cytosol. Gene Ontology annotation, molecular function: NAD(P)H dehydrogenase (quinone) activity. The record is from RefSeq and is a predicted model, not a curated record. Lineage: Eukaryota; Metazoa; Chordata; Actinopteri; Perciformes; Percidae.
ACAUCCUGCUUUAGUAUGACUGCAAAGAAAGUGUUGAUUGUGUAUGCCCACCAGAGGUCUGGCUCAUUCAACGCUGCAGCUAAAGAUGAUGCAGUAGAAGUUUUAGCCGCGCAUGGCUGCACAGUAGAAGUCUCUGACCUGUAUGCCAUGACGUUUAAAGCAACUGCUACUGCUGAGGACAUCACUGGAGAAGUUAAGAAUAGUGAUCACUUCUGUUAUGCGGACGAGACUAAACUGGCAUGGGAGGAAGGAAAACUGUGUGCUGACAUCACUGAGGAACAACGUAAACUCACUCGGGCAGACCUCAUUAUCUUUCAGUUCCCCAUGUACUGGUUCACUGUUCCUGCAAUCAUGAAGGGCUGGAUUGACUGGGUGCUCACAUCGGGCUAUGCAUACUCCCAAGAUAAGCGAUACAGCCAGGGAAUCUUCAAGGACAAGAAAGCAAUACUCUCCUUCACCACUGGGUCUAACAAGUCCAUGUUCAGUGAAAAUGACAUUAAUGGAGACAUGAAUGUCACACUGUGGCCACUACAGAAUGGCAUCCUGCACUACUGUGGCUUCCAGGUUUUGGCUCCUCAGAUCUUCUGGGCUCUGUCUUACGUUCCUUCUGAUGCACGCAGCACAAUGCUGGAGGGCUGGCAUAUGUGACUGCAAGGCCUCUGGGAGAAAAAAACACUUUCCUUCACUCCAUUGGACUGCUUUGAUGGAGAGAAGGGUUACCAGCUGAAGCCUGAGGUCCAUGAGAAGUAUGCCACCAAGGAGUUUGGACUGACAGUGGGGAUCCACCUGGGAAAGGUGAUACCACCCAACAGGCAGAUGAAAGCUGGAGUCUGAAGACUGCCUGGCCUC